Nicotiana attenuata is the source of this 876-nucleotide messenger RNA. RefSeq names its product arp2/3 complex-activating protein rickA-like. The record is from RefSeq and is a predicted model, not a curated record. The transcript has 2 exons. NCBI's taxonomy places the organism in Eukaryota, Viridiplantae, Streptophyta, Magnoliopsida, Solanales, Solanaceae. Bases 163 to 657 code for a protein of 164 amino acids.
AUAGUAUUACCCAAAAUACGCAACCUUUCUUUUAACCGAGACGAUUCCGUUUCUUUCUCCUUCACGCCACCAAAACAUAUCAAACAUUUUCCCCUUAAUCUAGCACUAGCAGUCCCUCAUUCAUCGCCUUUCUCUCUCUAACUUCCAAAGGUUUUGAUAGCAAUGGCGACAAUUCGAGUGCUUUCCUUCAUGCUUCUCUUUGCAGUUCUGUUCGUACAACAAUGUAUCUCUGCAGAUCCGUCGACAAAUUCUCCAAGUCCGGCACCGGUAUCCGGUGCCGAUGUGGCUUCUCCACCGGAGAGUCCGGCUCCUUCACCUUCAUCAAAUCUGACUUCUCCUCCGGCGCCACCGCCUUCAGAUCUCUCACCGGAUUCAUCUCCGGCCCCAUCACCGGCGAAUUCUGGUGACGCUACUUCUUCAAAGUCUCCGUCUCCGGCGCCAAAUUCCGAAGUUGCGAGUGAUAUAAGCCACGAGAGUGCGGUGGACUCGAAGGAAUCGUCAGGCGGUGGAAUCAACGGCGGGAAGAAGGCCGGAAUAGCAAUCGGAGUGAUCGCCGCCGUUUGUUUCGUAGGUCUCGGUGCAUUGGUUUACAAAAAACGACAGCAGAAUAUUCAACGAUCGCAGUUCGGGUACGACGCUAGGAGAGAAGUUCUUUGAAUUAUCAGAUGCAUUCAAUUUAUAUAUAUAACAUACUAUACUGAUAUAUAUAAAUCUAUUGCAUUGAUAGAUCUUCAUGAUUAGAUUUGUUUGCAUUUGAUAUUUUGUAUGAGAAUAUCAUUAGAUUUAUUUGAUUUGAUUCUUUACUCACUGGAUUUAUUAGUUGGUGUAAUUCUAUUCGAAAUUAAAAUUUUAAUUUUUGAUUGACCAUUUAAUAAA